AAAAAGCCAAUUCUGGUGAUCCUCUGAAGUGGCUUUUGAUCUGUCAUGGAUUCUUCAGGUGUUCCGCUGCUGAUUUCCUUACCAUCCGAGUCGAACUUUUCACCUGGUUUAAAAAUGUAUGUGGUGGAGAGCAAAGGAGGUGCCAUAGCAUGCAUGCUGCUCUCCCUCUUCUUCUUGGGUACAUGGCCUGCUAUCCUCGCCAUGCUAGAAAGACGCGGCCGCCUUCCUCAGCAUACGUAUCUCGAUUACUCAAUCACAAACUUCCUGGCUGCUGUACUUAUCGCCUUAACAUUUGGUCAGAUUGGCAGCAGCACGCCUGAGGAGCCGAACUUUUUGACUCAACUUUCGCAGGAUAAUUGGCCCUGCGUUUUAUUCGCGAUGGCAGGCGGGGUGGUCCUCAGCAUCGGAAAUCUUGCCACACAGUAUGCUUGGCCUUUUGUUGGUUUGGCAGUGGUAGAAGUGGUUACUUCAAGCAUUACAGUUGUCAUAGGCACAACAUUUAAUUACUUCUUGGAUGACAAGAUUAACAAAGCCGAGAUUCUUUUUCCCGGGGUUGCCUGCUUCUUGAUCGCGGUUUGUCUUGGCUCCGCUGUUCACUCAUCCAAUGCAGCAGAUAACAAAGCAAAACUUGAAAGCAUGGCAACUGAUCACGUAGAUGGAGAAAAGCCUUCAAAUGCUUCCGUAAUUCCAAGUGAGGCCGGUUUGAAAGAUGUGGAGGGUGGAAAUGGUCCUGCUCAUAGUGCCAAGGCUGGAACUGCAAAAUAUCUUGUACAGCUGGAGAACAGAAGAUCAAUUAAAGUGUUCGGGAAGAACACUUUUAUAGGACUUGGCAUUACUUUCUUCGCCGGACUUUGCUUCUCUCUCUUCUCACCGGCAUUCAACUUGGCCACAAAUGAUCAAUGGCAUUUAUUGAAGAAAGGAGUUCCUCAUUUGGUCGUUUACACUGCGUUUUUCUACUUUUCAUUAUCUGGUACCGUUGUUGCUGUCAUCCUAAACAUCAUAUUCAUUUACCGCCCUGCGCUGGGUUCACAGAAGACAUCGUUCAGAGCUUAUGUUACCGAUUGGAAUGGUAGGGGAUGGGCGCUUUUGGCCGGUGUCCUAUGCGGAUUCGGCAAUGGUCUCCAGUUUAUGGGAGGUCAAGCUGCAGGAUAUGCAGCAGCUGAUGCAGUUCAGGCACUUCCGCUCGUGAGCACUUUUUGGGGCAUCCUUCUGAUGGGAGAGUACCGAAAAUCAUCACGAAGAACAUACGUGUUGCUCUGCAGUAUGUUGUUUAUGUUUAUUUUAGCUGUUGCAAUCCUCAUGGCGUCAUCGGGGCAUCGGAAAUGAGCAUUCAACUCGAAGGUCGUAGCCCGACGGGGAAAGGAAAAAGAAAAAAAGAAAUGUAGCUGGUUGUGAAGAUGCAUUCGUCUAGUUUUUUUUUUUUUUUUUUUUUUUUUUUUUUUUUUUACUAAAGAUAGAAAAUAUGGGGGGAAUUUAAAGAUGCAAAGAAGUGAAAUUUGUAAAAUAUUGUGUCAAGUUUGAUUGAUGUACGACGGUGAAUAAUUCCAUACGACAUCAUUGUUUCCAGU
Molecule: messenger RNA, 1568 nt
Organism: Malus domestica (apple)
Lineage: Eukaryota; Viridiplantae; Streptophyta; Magnoliopsida; Rosales; Rosaceae
Product: ureide permease 2-like
Biological process (GO): nitrogen compound transport
Cellular component (GO): membrane
Molecular function (GO): uracil:monoatomic cation symporter activity; allantoin:proton symporter activity
Source: RefSeq, a predicted model, not a curated record